Molecule: messenger RNA, 552 nt
Organism: Aspergillus calidoustus
Lineage: Eukaryota; Fungi; Ascomycota; Eurotiomycetes; Eurotiales; Aspergillaceae
Source: the annotation of a GenBank genome assembly
AUGACUGUGUAUUCCUUUUACAUCUUCGACCGCCACGCUGAGUGCAUAUACAAGCGACGCUGGCUCCCCCGACCUGCCUCGAUCACCGGCAAAUCACCGCGACCUGUCUCCGAUACCCCAACGGUAGCCAACGGGCUAACAAGCGUUUCCGGCCCUUCUACAAGAUCGCAGGACGACGAUGCGAAGCUAAUAUUCGGGACCGUAUUCUCUCUUCGAAAUAUGGCGCGGAAACUGGGAGGAGAGGACGACAACUUCGUCACGUACCGCACGAGCCAAUAUAAGCUUCACUACUACGAGACUCCUACCAACAUCAAGUUCGUGAUGCUCACGGAUACCAAGAGUCCAAAUAUGCGGGUUGCUCUGCAGCAGAUCUAUAUCAAUCUUUACGUGGAAUAUGUCGUCAAGAAUCCGCUAUCCCCGGUUGAGCACCCGGGUGGUGUCGGUGUGAAUAAUGAACUGUUUGAGCAAUCAUUAGAACAGUUUGUGGUACGUUCUUAUCGACCUUAUCGAAGAAUAUGUCCUGACAUCACACAGACCAAGGUCCUUGCUUAA